Herpailurus yagouaroundi (jaguarundi) is the source of this 726-nucleotide messenger RNA. RefSeq lists its product as uncharacterized. The transcript has 4 exons. NCBI's taxonomy places the organism in Eukaryota, Metazoa, Chordata, Mammalia, Carnivora, Felidae. The record is from RefSeq and is a predicted model, not a curated record. Bases 1 to 639 code for a protein of 212 amino acids.
AUGCAAUCCCUGCAGUCUCUCAGCCAGUUAUCCACUCUGAUAAUCCACCGGUCAGGGAAUGAAGCGGGGCCUGAGCCCAGGCCCUCUGAGAGGAGACCCAACACUGCAGAAUGGGGUGAGGUAGAAUAUGUAGGGAAGAGAGCCUGGGGACAGAGGCGAGAAUGGGAGGAGUCUGGAGCCUGGAACGAGGGCAGGCAAGUCAGACCAUCUGUGGUUCUAACCGUAUUGCGUCCAGCAUUAGCAGAAUCCCAGCUAUUUGAUGCCCCCCAUGAUCUCCGCCAUGCUGCCCAUCUCAGAGCUCGCUGGCACCCCCCCCCCCCCCCGGCCCUUUCCAGCUCGCACACCUGGCGGCCUCGGACUCAGACCCAGGCAGGACCCCAGGGAGAUUUCAUUUCUUCCAGGACCAGUGCACAGCAGAGUGGAGCCGAGGCACAGGAAGGUGCUGCCAGGGAAGAGCCUGACCUCAGCAGGCAUCUGCAGCCGAAGCCAACUGCUGAAACUCAUAACCUGGGGCUGUCCACUAAACAAACUCCUCCCAGCUUCAAGAGGCUAUCUGAAUUCCUCCACUCUUGGCUCCUUGCACCUUUGAAGCCCAACACCUGCAUCACCCCAACAUCUGCUUCCAGUGUCAUCCAGUGACUUCUCCUUCUCUGACUCUGACCUCACUCUCCUGCCUCCCUCUUCCUCCUGUUGGGACUCUUUAUAUGUUUAUUUAUUGUUGAGAGA